Messenger RNA from Hypoxylon trugodes, 3862 nucleotides. RefSeq lists its product as uncharacterized. The record is from RefSeq and is a predicted model, not a curated record. Lineage: Eukaryota; Fungi; Ascomycota; Sordariomycetes; Xylariales; Hypoxylaceae. The transcript has 2 exons. The coding region runs from base 285 to 3734 and encodes 1149 amino acids. Gene Ontology annotation, molecular function: protein binding.
GAGAAAAUCUAUGCUUCAAUUCAUCAUCGCCGUCUUUUCUCUCUUUGAACAGUGCAAACGAUAUUGUCCCCCCAACGGGCCUCGCUCGUCAUAACGUAAGGAGGUUAAUAUGGUGUAUAUAUUUCUGCUAAAUCACCUCCUUCUUAAUUACAUAUGAACUACCUAGAUUUAGAACUUUUACGAUUCAAAGCAUGUCUUGAAACUUCGAAUAACCAGGCAAAUCGUCGCCGUUUCGAACCAUCGAUUGUUAUGUGAGGUGUGGUCGUAUACGGCGUACUCCCCCGAUGCUCGAGAAGACAGCCGCCAGUUUGGAACCCUGCGGCUUCCAGCGAGUAGUUCCUGGCGCAACACAGUCCUUACGAAGUACGAGACAGCUUCAUAAUACCUUUUGGCAGCAUGGCGCUGCUGGUCUUGAGCUUACCGCCACUUGGCAAGCUUUAAUGCACGGUACCUUGGAUAUUCCUAGCUCGGCCUCUAACCAGACCCAAAGCUCGACUCUAAACGCUUCGACAUUCCUUCUCGACUUCCUAUACCCAAGAGGGGCUAUUGCGCUCGGACGUCGAUUAACUCGAACCAAUCUCGCAUCAUCUAGCUGUUCUAACAGUCUCGUUCAUAGACAGCGCUUCGAAAAGCCUUCGCCUUGUCUAUAUGCCUCCUCAUCCUCUCGUCGUAAAAAGCAAGCCGACAACAAAACAACCAACGUAGCUAGCGGCCAGAAGUCACACAAACAUAGUAGCAGCAAUGCUACCGGUGGAUCCGGCGCCACGGAUCUAGAAGAUGUCGAUGUGAAGGAAACGGAUAAGAUAUCGAAUACCGUUAGAGAGGAUCCUGCUAAGGCGGUUGAUACACAAAUACACGAGAUACCGGGGGGGUCCAAUACCACCGUCAACGGCUCGAAUCAUUCGACCACGGAUGGCCACCAUUCUGUGACGCUCAAAAUUCUACUAAACAGUACCAGUGACGACCCCGAAGAUGUCUGGUAUCAUUAUACAGAGUUGGAUGAAUCGUCGCAAGCAGUUCACAUACACCAAGUUUUAGUUUAUCUUGCGCAAAGUGGUCGAAUUUCCGAUUCGUGGAAGAUCUCGGAGCUAUUUCAUAAGUUGCCUUCGUCCCAAUGGACGAACCAAGUUUUCGUCGCGGGUGUUACCGCCGAAAUUAAUCUACAGAAUGUCGAACGAGCGCUUGAGGUAUUUGUUAAAGGGCUAGAGUAUGGUUAUCUCGAUGAACUUUUCCUAGUCGACGCCUUGGAUUUGAUACUUGCUAGCGCCUUGCGAUCUUCUACACCAGAAUCGUUAAAAAGGUUAUGGAAGCAUUACCCUGCUAUGGCUGCACGAUGGGAUUUCGCAGGUAUUACAUCGCAAUUGAAACAGGUUGCUCUAGUACCUGGACUGGCUACAAAAGCUCUUGAAUUCGAGACGCGUGAGCGAGUGGAAUUAGAAGAUCCCGAGGGCGGGGAGCUUGGUCGGGAAGCGCUUGAUGCCCUCCAGAGGAUUUUAGUUCGAAGAGCGCUUCCCUCGUGUGCCGACGAUCUAGUAAUUCCUCUUCUCGAUUUAACGAAAGAUUCCUACGCCUUUGAAGAGUUUCUGUGCGGAACCACCUCCAGGGGCAAGCAAAAUCUCGCGAUUGAAGUGUAUGCGGCCUAUCGCGACUUACCAGGGAGCAGACCCAGCCAUGAUGUCCUUCAUGAAAUGUUCCAGGCGUACAAACGCCUGCGCGCACCAAUGUCACUAAAAUACGACGGGCUUCAGGAGGUAUGGAAUGAUUGGUAUAAUUUUCAUGGUAUUCCUCCUCAUAAAGCAUUUCAGAAACAUUUGUCAUUCUACGCAGCUCGAGGAGAUGUGGGUAGAGUCUACGAGCUUUGGAUCGGGCUUAUGGAACAACACCGUGAUAACCCGUAUGUUUCACAAUUUCAAGCUGACGACAUAUUUGCGCAUUUACUUCAGGUUCAUGCCGUUCAAGGUGAAUUUGCAGAGGCGCAGCGCAUUUUCGACGAUAUACGGUGGAAAUUUCGCAUUGAACCAACCACUUACUGCUGGAACAUUCUCCUCAAUGCCUAUGUGAAGGCCGGCGACUAUGAAGGCGCCAUAUCUGUUUUUGAAGGGAUUGUUGCGGUGGGGAAAUCAGACGCAUAUAGUUUUGGGACGAUGAUGCAAAUGGCCGGUGAUAGAGGAGAUUUAGGGCUCGCAACCGACAUAUAUCGACAAAGUCGACGCAACCAGAUACCAGCAUCCAGCGCCAUAUUUGGCAGCCUCAUCGAUGCGUAUUGUCGUAAUGACCACCCAAAGGCAGCUGAGGACCUCUGCCUUAACGCAGUUAAAAAAGGAAUUUUCGAAACUCGGAUAUGGAAUAACCUGCUAUCGUACCAUGCCACUCGUCGAGAUCUUGGCAACAUCAAUAGAAUUCUCGACGUCAUGGCCGAAAAGGGCGUUCCUUACGACUCAUUUACUUACUUACAGUUGCUCCGAGGCCUGGCCUUAUGCCGGCAGUCAAGUCAUGCUCUUAGCUUGCUUGCAGUAGCACUGAAGGACAAAGUUUUCGAAGCCACCGCCGAGCAUUUUCACAUCGUCAUGAGUGCUUUACUCAUAACUGGAGAGCCUGGACCAGUCCGUCGCCUUCACAAGUUGAUGCAAGAUGAAGGGUUCCCCACAUCAUCUCACAGUCUAUUCCGACUGACACAGGCACUUGCUCAAUGGAAGAAAUUUGCUCCACAAUUACGAUCGCGUGCGACCGCAACGGAAUGGGUAGGCAAAGCGUUCCGUUCAUUCACCAAUAUAUAUGGCCUAGAAGAUCGAAACGUACUAAAAAGGCUAUCACCGCCGCUUCCUAGGCCCAGUUCGGCGGGCGAGCUAUUAGGACAGGGCAUUGAAAAAUAUCAUUUUAGUACUAUGGUUGAAAUGUUGACUCAACUAAAAGACUUUUUCCGAGCCCGUGAGCUCGCCGAUCUAUACGUAUAUCUCUUUAAAGGUCGACAAGAAUCGGAUAACGUUCUACCUGUGAGAAUGCUCAAUUCUGUCAUGCUCGCGAAUCUUUACGAAAAGAAAUACGAUGAGGUUAGCGAGACGUGGAACGUCCUCUUUGAAACUGCAAAGAAAGAGAGUAAGUCAGCCGACUACACCGAGGGUUUGCCGCAUACGCCGAAAGUCUCAGCUAGAUACCGUUAUGUCCUAUCAGAUGGUCUAGCGGUCAUGCAGAAAAUGCUAUUAAUCAAGGGAGAUGCCAACGGUCUCAUCAGUCUAGUACGAGAGAUUCGAGAGGCAGGAUUCGAGAUAGAUAGCAAGAAUUGGAACUAUUACGUUCAAGUUCUUGUCAAGAUGAAGAAAUUUGAAGAGUCAUUUAGGACAUGCGAAAAGAUGCUUAUGCCAAAUUGGACUGGUUGGUACGUAGCGCGUGCCAGAGAGACCCUCCAGGGCAAUCUAUCUCUUGACGCGCGCCGUAUGGGAUCCACUCCCCGGCAUCUUCGACCGAUCGCUACCACACUAUAUCAUCUCGCACGAGGCUAUAUGGAGCUUGAUCGGGUUUCCCCUUUCUCCGCCGAUGCGGCUAAACAAAAGGGGUCUAUAGAAAGACAUUGCGUACAAGUGGUCCGAGCCAUCAAGUCUAUGUCACGGGUGUACUCGAAUCUAGAGAACCAAAUUUUGGGUGAAGAAGAUUUCUUCAAGGAUGCUGAGGCCGAUGCGGACGAGCAUGACCUUGAUUUGGCACCUAAUGAAAAAGACAGCACACUCGGAAUCUGAUCACCUUGUACAGAGACGCUUGUCAGAUGUUAUACAUGUAACACUAUCUACUAGGUACCUAGAUCGGAUAUAUGCCCCUGCAAAUACCACUUAGACUAUUAAAUAUGAAUGACCAACUCAUCAAUUAC